Messenger RNA from Hemisphaericaspora subhashii, 3396 nucleotides. RefSeq names its product Aro80p (gene ARO80). The record is from RefSeq and is a predicted model, not a curated record. Gene Ontology annotation, cellular component: nucleus. Bases 1 to 3396 code for a protein of 1131 amino acids. Gene Ontology annotation, biological process: positive regulation of transcription by RNA polymerase II; aromatic amino acid catabolic process; DNA-templated transcription. Gene Ontology annotation, molecular function: DNA binding; zinc ion binding; DNA-binding transcription factor activity, RNA polymerase II-specific. The transcript has a single exon. NCBI's taxonomy places the organism in Eukaryota, Fungi, Ascomycota, Pichiomycetes, Serinales, Debaryomycetaceae.
AUGAGUAUAAAUCCUCCCGGGUUCGGAUAUAACAACAACCAACAACAACAACAACAUCAUCUGAACACAUACCCAGAAUAUGGUUCACCGGAAGAACAGCUGUCGCCAAACAAAUCAUUGCAACAAGCAAAAUUCAAACGUAAUUAUCGUGCCUGUUUGAAUUGUCGUGUUAGAAAAGUGAAAUGUGAUUUAGGUCCAGUAGAUAAUCCACGAGAAGGAAAAUGUGCAAGAUGUCUUAGAGAAAGGAAAGAUUGUGUAUUUGUAGAAAGUAAACGAGGUGGUGCUGGGAAUGUCAUAAAUGGGAAACGUAAGAAGAUGAAAGGUGAUAUAGAGGACCAUCAAGAACUGGAAUCUCCGGAAGCAUCAAUUCCGUUCAUAACUUCCACCACGGGGCUGCUGCUGUUUGAUACUAAACCUACAAUCCCAAAUAUAAAUAAUGCCACUCCGAUUCUGGGACAACAAAAACAACAACAGAAACUUCCUAGUGUCAAUAGUAUCCUCAUACAUGAGUCAAACUUGACUUCACCUAUUGCUCCUUUACAAUCACAUCAUCAACAACAACAAAGUGCAUUAUCACCUCUGGUUAGCUUAACAUCAUAUGCCACCCCACCUCCACCAAAGUUACCAAUUCCAACGAAUCUACAAGGAGACACUCCUAACAAGCUUCCUAGUAACCAUUUCUCUACCAUGGAAGGGGCAUUAGUAUUUUUAGCAAAGGCUGCAGGAACCAUCGCCAAGGCUGAUGAGCGGGACCAUAUCGAUGCGAGAAAGAAGCAUGAACAAAUAGAAGCUAUUAGAAGUGCAUCAAGCAGUGCUAUGUCUAGUGCGAACAGUUUAAAUCAACAACACCAACAACAAGACGAAUCAGUUUCACCGGAAAUGAACACUGAGCCAACUACAGCGACACGCCCUCCAAGUAUUAGAUCCAGGGUAGGUUCAGUAACUAGCCAGGCAACAUCAGUUAGCCAGAGCCACGAACAAGACCAAACUGAUGAGGGCCAACAUCAUCAGCACCACAGUCAUCAUCGUCACCAUCAUCAUCAUAAUCGACAUGGAGAGAGUUCGAUCCCACCGUAUGUAAGCCCCACAACUACCAAAAGAAUGACGAUCCCAGCUGCCGAAGGAGCAGCAGUUCGACCAAAAGCAUCAAACAAACUCUCCAAUAUCGAAUACAUAGGUCCCGCCCCACAUGGGAUCUUAACCGAUCAAGAAGCCGAAAGAUUAAUAAACCUCUUCUUCACAACCAUGCAUCCUUUUUUCCCUCAUCUUCCUAAAUUUCUCCAUUCUUCAAAAGUAUUAGCAGGAUAUCCCAUAUUAUUAUGUGCAAUCUUAACAAUUUCAUCCCGAUAUCAUCCAUUUGAAAAUAAUGUGAGUACGUCUGGAAAUGGGAGUGUUCCUCGAAAUAUUGAAGUUCAUGAUAGGUUAUGGCUUUAUGUUCAGCGAUUAAUUUCACAAACUGUCUGGGCGGAGGCUAGUACGAGAUCAAUUGGGACCAUAUUUGCGUUUUUGUUGUUUACGGAAUGGAAUCCGCGUGCUAUACAUUGGAGAUGGUCAGAUUAUGCUAAUAAAGCAGAAGAAGGCAAUGAAAUUGAAGGAGGAGCAGGUGUCGGUGGAGGGUCAAGUUCGGCGGGGUUUGCAUUUGGCGCGAAUGGAAGUGGAAAUAGUUCAGCUGGGAGUGAUAGUGAACCGAAUCUUGCUGGUUUAGGGGCGAUGAGGAGAAGUUAUAGAAUGGCGUGGAUGUUGAUUGGAUCGGCGGUUAGGUUGGCUCAAGAUAUGGGUUUUAUGGAGAUUAGUUCAAAGACUUUUUUGGCUACUCAUAUUGCCGAGAUUAAUUCGGUGAUGGAUAUUUCAAGAAGAUCGAUGUUGGCUCAUUCUUUGGCCGAGGUGGAUUUGGAUGAGGAUGAACUUACUGAAGAAGAUGUGCAAGAGUUUGAAGAAAUGGAUGAGGAUGCAAAGAUUAUGAAAAUGACCGAGGAGGAAUUGAAACGAAUCUCUGCUCAACAUAUUCUAAAGUUUACCAAGAAACAAAAGGCACAAAUUGAACUAUUACAAAUCAUGUCAUUAGGUCAUGAAUCAUUGUAUGGUUAUAAGGCACAAUUAGGACUGUUAUCUCAAAGACAAAACUUAUCCGUCUUAAAUAUUAUCAGUCCUUUAAUUAACAACUGGGGACAUAAGUAUAAAUACUUUCUCAUUCCUUCGAAUUCAAGAUUAGUUAAACAAGUUUCCAAUCUCCAAAGUCAUUGGUUAAAACCAGAUUCCAAAGUCAGCAAAGAAGUCGCAGAAUGUAUCGAAAGAGAAUCGUUUAUCUUCGAAUUCAAUUAUGUUAAGUUAUAUAUUUAUUCCCUUGCAUUAAGUCCAUCCCCAAAGGCACUUAGAGAACAACGUAAACGUAAACAUGGAAAUAUUACCUUGAAAUUGGAUGAAAUGUCCCGAUCAGCGAAAUAUAUCGAACAAGCAUUUAAUUCCGCUAAUGAGAUGUUGAAUGCCGCUCAUAGAGUUCAUAGACUCAAGAUGCUUAGAUUCAUGCCCGUGAGAUGGUUGACUAGAAUGGUUAGAGCUGUGGCAUUUAUUGUGAAGUGUUAUUUAACUAUUACUGCUCAUAAAAAUUUAUCAAAAUCAGGAGGAACUUCAGCACAGAUUGAUAAUUAUGAUUCUACAAUCUUGUCACUUUCAUUAAUCACAAUUGAUGAUAUAACACAAUCUAUUCAACGUGCUGCUAUUACUUUGAGGGAUUGUUCACCUGAUGAAUUACAUUUGUGUACAAGAUAUUCAAAUGUGUUGAUGUAUUUGUGUUCAGAAAUGAAGACAAAAAAGAAUAAUCAAUACGAUGAAGAUGCCGAGGUUGAAGACGAUGCAGUGGGUGGUGGUGCCGUUGGUGAUGGUGGUGAGAAUCAACAGUACAAGCGACAAAAGAUUGCUGCUGCUGCUCCUAGCACAUCUCUUCUUACACAUGCACCAAAACCAGUUUUACAACCAACUGCGAAUACUUUGCCAUUUCCACAGUCUCCAUUAGACCCAUUAGGUACUGGCUCUGGACAACGGGCCCCAGUAUCAACGAGAUCCAUGGCUACUAAUGAAUCUAUCUUAACAAACACAGAGUUGACUUAUCCUAUGGAACAAUCACCUCAACAGCCAAUGGAUGCCUUUGCAUAUGGUCCUAGUAAUUAUUUGGGUGGCGGCAGUGGAGCUACUGCUGCUGCUUCGAUGUCACAGAGUGAAAGUAUGACACCUAAUGAUUCCAAUACUCCAUUGCAAAGUUUGAUUGGUGAUAGUGAGGUGAUGGAUUGGUUUAUAAAUAAUCGUACUAUUGGUCUUGAUUUUGUUGGUCCAUGGACAGAAAUGAUUGAACAACAAUUAAAUUCAAAUGAUCAAUUUAAUUUUGAAGAUGCUCUUUAG